CCCAUAUUAGACACAUCCGACCUUGAAGGGGGGGGGGAUGUCUGGUCACAUGCGGCCCGGAGAUGUGGAGGAUCGGCGGCCGCUGCUGCUCGGCGGAGGAAGUCACCUGGAGCCGGACGAGCUGGACUCAGACGAAGGUGAAAUCAUCUUUGACAGGUGCAGGUCAGACUUGAAACAUGAAGCCGGGGGAAGUGCAGAGAGAAAAUUAACAUAUGAGGAAGCAAUGGAGGAAGCAGGUUUCGGUUUGUUUCACUGGCUGCUGUUGGUGGUUUGUGGUUGGGCCAACGCCAGCGACGCCGUGGAGAUUCUCUGCGUGUCUUUCCUCCUGCCAACGGCGCGCUGUGAUCUGCUGCUGACCUCCUCAGACAUGGGCCUGCUGACUGCCAGCAUUUUCCUGGGAAUGAUGGUGGGUGGCUACAUGUGGGGCUACUUGGCUGACCAGAGGGGGCGUCGCCGGGUCUUGGUUGUGUCCCUGACAGUUAAUGGGGUGUUUGGAGGUCUGGCCUGUGUGGCUCCGUGGUUCUGGCUCCUGCUGCUGCUGCGGAUCAUCAGUGGCGUAGGGGUGGGCGGGUCAAUCCCUGUUAUCUUCUCGUACUUCUCAGAGUUUAUGCCCCGACGGCGGAGAGGAGCAAUGAUCAGCAGUCUGGCCACUUUCUGGAUGGCAGGAAACAUCCUGGCUGCAGGUCUGGCCUGGCUGGUGAUUCCCAGUACCUGGGCACAUUUUUCUCUGGGGACACUGGACUUCCAGAGCUGGAGACUGUUUGUGCUGCUUUGCUCCAUUCCCAGUCUCACCUCAGCCCUAGUAUUCAGGCAGCUAAUGCCAGAAAGCCCCAAGUUCCUCAUGGAGGCUGGUCGAGAGAAAGAAGCAAUCCAUGUUUUCAGAUUGAUGUUUAAGCUGAACAUGAGGGGAAAAGCAAAAUCUUUCCCGGAAUUCGGUUUGUGUACAAGCUCCAAGCACAGAGAAGUGGAGGAGACCAGAGCUCAGGGUUCAUAUCGAGAGCGACUCUCAAUUAUUUUGAAAAAGGGCCUGUCGCCCAUUAAACAAAUGUUUAAUGGUUCCCUCAAAUCAAGGAGCAUCACUCUGCUCAUCAUCUUCUACUGCAUCGCCUUUGGUUACUAUGGGCUGUGGAUGUGGUUCCCAGCGUUGUUUGCGAGAAUGGAGGAUGGCGGUUCGCCUUGUGCCAACGUGUCCCUCUCAUCUCCUCUCCACAACCAAAGCUGCUACCCGGUCAAGACAGCGGUGUAUAUGGAGGGUUUCAUCAUCGCUGCAUCAAACCUGCCUGGCAACAUCUUCACCAUCCUAAUGAUGGACAGCACUGGAGGAAAGUCACUACUGUGCUGCAGCUUGGUGGUGUCCAGUCUGAGCGUCUUCCUCAUCUAUGUGGUCCAAACCAAAGCCCAGAGUCUGAUCCUCUCCUGUGUGUUCAGUGGCGUGUCCGUCAUCGCCUGGAACGCCCUUGACGUGGUGGGAACAGAGCUCUACCCGACACAGCUACGGUCCUCGGCUCUCGGCUUCUUCACAGGCGCGGCCCGUGUGGCAGCGAUCAUGGGUAAUAUGGUCUUUGGGAUGUUUGUGGACAAGAACUGUGCCGUGCCGGUGCUGCUGGUCUCUGCUCUGCUGCUGACCGGAGGACUGGUGGCUCUGCUGCUGCCACAAACCAGACAGACUGAGCUCACCUGAUGGCCGACAUUUUAUAUCAACAAGUUAUCAUAAGAAAGGGCACUGGGGGAUUAGUGAUGUGCCCUUUGUCACCUCUCUUUGCCUUUUUAAGGUGCCUUAUCUAGAAUACCAUGAAAAAGCAGCAGCAGGCGCUCUUGAGUGAGAAGGACAAGAAAGGCAGUUGUACCACAAUCUACAUUGUAACAUUGUAAGAAUGAAAAUCUUAACCAGAUGGGAACUCUCAGGAAUACUUGAACUGAAAAAAAAGAUGUCCCCUAAUGUUUUUGUCAACCUUGACAUGAAAAGUUUCUUGAAGGAUGUAUCAGAAUCUUUGUGGUAUGUUUGAGGAUUUGGUUACUCAAUGGUUUUAGGUGAAUUAUUAGAUUCCUAGAUGUGUCUGAAAUGUCUUUAAAAAAAGAAACACUCCAGAUCUUUCCAGGCUGACCUGCACAUUCAUUCUAAUACAGAGGUGUCAUUCUUCCCUGCACAAAGUGGACCAAACCGUUUAAUCAUUUAGCAAUAAACCAAAGAUUUCCAGUUCCAGGACCAAAACAAGUACAAAUGAGCCUGCGUGGCCGCGUUUACCAUCAUCUCAAAGUUCUCUAUUUGAAAUUACUACUGAAGCGUAAGUAAAAAAACUCUACUUUUCAUUUCAGCAGCGUCUUGGUGUCCUUUUAUCUGUACAUGUACUGUCAAACAGCUGAGCCAAUCGCAGCUGACACUGGGCUAGAGGCGGGCUACACCCUGGGAAUGUCGCAAGCAUAUCACAGGAACAAUGUUGCCCUCCCGUCAGUGUAUGGUGGUGAGAUGCAUUAAAUUAAGGACAGCAUACAAUACACCUCAAAUGCAGUUAAAACUAACGCAUGUUGGUCUCUUAUGCAUUCUUUUUUCAGACUUUCAGAAGCUGUGCAAUUCACAGAUAUGCUGGUAUUAUGAUGUGAAAAAGGGUUUCUGUGAGACAUUUCCAACUAAAUCAAACGUGAAAUAGUCAAACUUGGAAUAAUACUUUUUUCCUCAUGCAUCAGAACAAUUUGGACCAACAGCUAUUGAUAAAAAACAAUAAUUAUCAAUUCAAACCAUUGUUUAAAGUUGAAAUGGUUUUAAAAUACAUGCAAUGUCAACAAAUUAAAUCUUACAUUGUUCUGAAUAAAACUGAUAAUGAAAUCAUGUUUAGUUAACACAAUUUUAAAUAAAUGAUUUAUAAACAUGUUAUUUUACAGCUGAUAAAUUCAAUUGAAACAA
This is a messenger RNA of Hippoglossus stenolepis (Pacific halibut), 2902 nucleotides long. RefSeq names its product synaptic vesicle glycoprotein 2 (gene sv2). Gene Ontology annotation, molecular function: transmembrane transporter activity. The transcript is spliced from 13 exons. Gene Ontology annotation, cellular component: membrane. The record is from RefSeq and is a predicted model, not a curated record. The coding region runs from base 38 to 1681 and encodes 547 amino acids. Gene Ontology annotation, biological process: transmembrane transport. Lineage: Eukaryota; Metazoa; Chordata; Actinopteri; Pleuronectiformes; Pleuronectidae.